Molecule: messenger RNA, 3758 nt
Organism: Neolamprologus brichardi
Lineage: Eukaryota; Metazoa; Chordata; Actinopteri; Cichliformes; Cichlidae
Source: RefSeq, a predicted model, not a curated record
UCAAAGCCGCAGUUUACGUGACGCGAGAGAGGGGGUGGACUGCCCACUGCAAAAAGUGUAAAAAUUAGGCGUGUGCUCUGCUUGCUUCAGUCAGCGUGAGACCACUGGACGAUUUCCUUAUUUUUCAGCACCAAGUCCAAAUUAUUAAGGGCAAAAUGUUUUUAAAGGUUCCCUGUGUUCUAGUCUUCUUCACUUUGUACAUGCGAGAGGGAUUAUCAGAGGAUUAUGAUGCAAAAGUUAGCACGAAUAUUAAUUUACAGAGAGCAAAACGUCAAAGCAAACCAACAAAACCAGUGCUGAAGGUGACAGACUACCUUGUUAAGUGUUCAGUGGUGUCCCGCUAUGCUGUUACUACAGUCCAGAGUUCAGUGUGGAACCAGCUCCCAAUAACUAAGGAAGCUGCCUUUGAGGUGGACCUGCCCUCCUCUGCUUUCAUUUCUAACUUCACCAUGGAUGUCCAACCUCAUGGCAUGUUUCCUACAGCUAAUGCCGAUGCCCCUGCCUCUACUCAUGUCGAGCAGAGUCCAGAGUGUGCUCGAGUCCGCUACACUCCAACUCUAAAUCAACAGAAGAGCAUUUCUUCCAAUGGUCUUAAUGCUGAUUUCAUCAUCCAAUAUGAUGUGGAUCUAAAAGACCUCAUAGGUGAUGUUCAGGUGUAUGAUGGCUACUUUGUGCAUUACUUUGCACCUAGGGGACUUCCUGUGGUUCCUAAGGAUGUUAUAUUUGUCAUUGAUGUCAGCAGCUCAAUGAUAGGCAAUAAGAUAAAGCAGACAAAGCAAGCUAUGAGCACCAUCCUUGGGGACCUUAGAGAGGGAGACCACUUCAACAUCGUCACCUUCUCGGACAAGGUUCACACUUGGAAAAAAGGCAAAACCGUGCGAGCAACUCGGCAGAAUGUAUGGGAAGCCAAAGAGUUUGUGAAGAGGAUUAUAGCAGAAGGAUGGACCAAUAUUAAUGCAGCUCUGCUCUCAGCUGCCCAGCUUGUCAAUCCUCCAUCCUCUGGCCCUUCCAGACGCACCUCAUCUCAUCGUGUUCCUCUGGUGAUUUUCCUCACUGAUGGGGAAGCAACCAUCGGAGUCACAUCCAGUGAGACUAUCCUCAGUAAUGCCAAGAAGGCUUUGGGCUCAGCCUCUCUGUUUGGCCUUGCCUUUGGAGAUGAUGCAGACUUCCUGCUUCUCAAACGCCUGGCUCUGGAAAACCGAGGUGUAGCCAGGAUGGUGUAUGAAGAUGCAGAUGCAGCCUUGCAGCUUAAGGGCUUCUAUGAUGAAGUAGCUAGCCCUUUGUUAUCAGACAUACAGCUGUCUUAUCUGGAUGAUCAAGCAUUUGAUGUCACCCGCUCCCUUUUUCCAAACUACUUCCAAGGAUCUGAGUUGGUUGUGACUGGGAGAGUUAAGACCGGGGUCAAAGAUUUAAAGGUGCUAGUCUCAGCUAUAGAUUCAAAGCAGCAAAUGAAGCUGGAGAAUGACGUGUUUAUUUCCCAAGAAAAUGGGACUACAGCUUCACUAGAGUGUUCGGGAGAUUUAGAAGGGAUAUCCAGCUUUGUUCAUCGCCUCUGGGCAUAUUUCACUAUCAAGGAGCUUCUACUGGCUAAACUGAAUUCUACUGAUCCUGCAACUCAAAAGUUGCUAACAGAUAAAGCAACCAACCUCUCCCUCAAAUAUAACUUUGUCACACCAGUCACUUCUUUAGUUGUAGUUAAGCCAGAUGAAGAUGAAGCAACUCAAAGUCCAACCACUCCAGAACCCACCACAGCUGCCACUAUAACCACAACAGCAACAACUACAGCUACAACCAAAAUGUCAGCUGCUGGUGUAGCAAAGAAGUCCGGCUCACCACCUAACCCUAAGCAUAAGAAGUUAAAUCCAGGCCUGCCUAAGUCACCUCCAAAUACCCUAAAACCCCCCAAAACAUCAGUGGUUACAUCAUCCAAAAAAGCAGCUACAACCUCGAGUCCGAGCUCUAUGAAAACAGCCCCUGCACCAUUCUCUGCUAAAAAGCUCACUCCUUCCCAUAAUGGCCUGAAUAUUGACCUGGUGAAAGACUAUGAUGCAACCUAUGAAUAUGAUUACGAUGACGAUCAAGAUAACUGGUAUAUUACUGACACUUUUGUGCUUGGGAGUGAGGAGGAUUGUCCUUUAGCUGAAUGUCUUGUGUUUUUAGAGCCUCAACACAAAAUGGGAGCCAUCAGGGGAUUCUCCUCAUCAGUUGAUGGAGAUCCUCAUUUUGUGGUCCAGCUAGCAAAGGUUCACCAGAACCUGUGUUUCACAGUAGAUGGCAGGGCUAAUGAUGUCCUCAGACUGCUGGAAGACCCAGAGAGAAAUAUCAUUGUAGAUGGCCACCUAAUGGGGGCGCCCUCCAAAGACGGGGUUGAAGACCGUUUGCGAAACUACUUUGACCAGCUCACAAUCUCCGCGGUCACGGGCAACUCUGGUGACAUCAUGAUCACACUCACGCUGGACGCUGUAGUCGUGGAAGGUGAAGGGCGGGAUACGCUUCCCAUCAAUCAGCAGGGAUCAGUGACGAGGCAAGGCGUGACUGUUACUGUGGACAACCACCAGAGCUGCUGGAUCGAGCUGGCAGCGGGCGUGCAGUUCCUGGUCCUGUUCCAUCAUUAUAAACAUCCAAGCUACCUGCAGUUGGCUCACCUGGGUUUUUACAUCACAGAUGGGCGAGGCCUUUCUGACUCCACCCAAGGCCUUCUGGGCCAGUUUCAACGCGCUGACAUUAAUAUAACAGUGGUGAAAGACCACGUGGAUGAAGGUUUUCAUCGAGUUAAGAAGGAACAAAUUCUGGCCAGGGGGAUCCUGAGGUGGGGAUCAGAGCAAAUGCCAGUUACCCUGCAAGACAAGACGCUGAAGGACUCGGUGCAAAAACACCACCGAAGCAGCUGCUGGGUGGUGCCCAAGACAGAGAUAGAGAGACUACUGGGUCAUUCGUAUGAGAGCUACGUGGUGAAUCGUAUGUAAUUCUAGCCGAGUCAUUUCCACCGUGUUGGCUGUUUGCUGCACAGCUCAAGUCACAGCAGGUAAUGUGGAUAGGUUAUCACAAAAGGAUGAACCAAAGCUGGGAUCCAACUGGGUUAGUUGCCUGAAUGGUAUUCUGGAAGGGUGGGACAGAUUACAGACUGCAAAGAAAAGUUUCCUAUAAAGAAGUAAAUACAGCAAAGGAUUGAAUGGUGCCCCUGUUCCAGCUCCACCACUGAAUUUGAACCAGAUUCAAGCUUCGUAUCUAUGACAGAGACGCAAUGUACUCCUGGUCGCAUGGCAACUACAAAAUAUCCAAUGGCUGCUGCAGCAGUUUGCGCAUGCUCCAAAAUGCCUUGCAAAACAACCCUGUUUACAAGUUGUUUAUCAGAUUAUUCUUAUAUUUUAUGAUUGAAUUUUUGAUAGUCAAAAGCUAUCUUUCAGAAUUACUUGUAACCAUAGUGUAAUUCAAUAAGUUGUAUUUUUAGUACAAGUGUAUAUAAAACAUUAAUGUAUGUAUGUGUGUAUAGAUAAACUUCCCGUGUCAGCAUUGCAUCUUUAAUAAGCAACACAAAUCAGUCUUUUCCAAGUUUGCCAUGUGCUUUUUAUUUUUCUGUCAUUUCAUUCAUAGUUUAAUUCAUUUUAUUUGUUACACAAGACAUUAGGCAUUGUUCACAUACUAGUGAUCAAACAAGGACAGUAAGUUUUCUACUACUCAGUCUAUUUCUUUUGUCAAUUUCAAGGGAUAUUUGUCAAUAGUGGUUUUCAAAGGCCAUACUAAACAGUACAACCACA